Messenger RNA from Cryphonectria parasitica EP155, 1158 nucleotides. RefSeq names its product Clavaminate synthase-like protein. Bases 57 to 1106 code for a protein of 349 amino acids. Lineage: Eukaryota; Fungi; Ascomycota; Sordariomycetes; Diaporthales; Cryphonectriaceae. Gene Ontology annotation, molecular function: dioxygenase activity. The transcript has 2 exons. The record is from RefSeq and is a predicted model, not a curated record.
UUGCUUUAGGGCUCAGCAGAGAGCAUCACAAGAUUCCACAGUUCAAGCAAUCGGCCAUGGCCACCACCUAUAUGGAUCGCCAGAUCCCCAAGAUCUCCCUUCGCGACUUUGAUGACAGGAUCGACGAGAUCACUGUCGAGAUCUGCACCGCGGCUGAAAACGUCGGCUUCUUCUCCGUCAUCGACCAUGGCCUCACGCCAGAGGAGAUCAAGGGUAUCUUCGCCACAUCAGAGAGCUUCUUCGCGCUGCCAGACGAGAUAAAGGCCACGGUGCCAUGGAACCCGCAGAAUGUAGGCUGGGAAAAGAACUCUCAGGUUCGGCCCUCGACUGGUGCCGCCGAUAUGAAGGAGUCGUACCAGCUGCAGUUCGGCGAGAACAUGCUUACUGGCGGUAAGGGCUCUUCUGGCGAGAGCAGCAUGUGGAUGAGCGAUCGCCACCUUCCAGGCUUCCGAGAAGACUGCCUGCGCUUCAUGCACCGUGUCCAGGAGGUCUCCAACAAGCUCAUGGUCUGUCUUGCCCGGGGUCUCGGCUUUCCAGACGACUACUUCCUCCAGUCGCACAAUCCAUCCGACCCGACGUGUCAGAAUGUCAUGCGUCUCCUGCAUUACUUUGCUACUCCGGAGGUCAACGAUGGGAAAAUCUACCACAGAGCGGGAGCACACGCAGACUGGGGUCUCCUCACUCUGCUCUUCCAGCAAGAGGGUCAGACCGGGCUGGAGAUCUGCCCAGGCCGUGAGGCGGUGACCAAGUUUGCCCUGGGCGAUACUUGGACAAGAGUCAACAUCGAGCCGGGUGCUAUCAUCUGCAACAUUGGCGACAUGCUCAUGAGCUGGUCUGACGACCGUUUCAAGUCUACAUUCCACCGUGUCAAGGCGCCGUGUGAGCCCGGAGACUACUACGGCGAGCGCUUCAGCAUCGCCUUCUUCAACCAGCCGAGCAAGGAUACCCUCAUCCAGGGCCCCAAGAAAAAGUACCCGGAGAUUACGGGCCGGCAGUUCAUUGCUAAUGCUAUGCGGAACAACUUUGCGGCUAACAAAAGUGCAAGCGCGGCGCAGGAGAAAGUGGCCAUGCAUGAGUCCUCAUCAGCUAUACCAGCUGGCGCCUGAUAAGUCAUUAGCGAGAAGAUCCUAAGUGUAUGCAAUAUAGUGCUUUUUUGUC